Molecule: messenger RNA, 2371 nt
Organism: Klebsormidium nitens
Lineage: Eukaryota; Viridiplantae; Streptophyta; Klebsormidiophyceae; Klebsormidiales; Klebsormidiaceae
Source: the annotation of a GenBank genome assembly
UUUGCGUUCAAGAAGGGCGCUUGGAAAGUGCAGCUGCCCCAUGUUGGCGCACUGCACCGCUAUUGCUCAUGCUGCUGAGUUCCUUCAAUUGACCAGCUACAACAUAGGAUACCUUCUCAGCUUGUGGGGCAUUCUCCCUUUCAAAUCUGCGCCUGACUUGCAGACCGGAAGAACUGAUGAGUGCCACCAAAUGCAUCAGGCGAACAGGUUGAGCUCAAAAGCAAACGCCACUCCGAUCUUAUUCACCAUCCCUUUGAAUUGAAGAAGCAAGUUGCCAGUCAAGGACUGGAAACUAGCAAUGGGUGAAUUCUGGACGCUCACGCAGCAGCUGCUGCAGGGCGAUGAGCCACUCAUCAAGCGCCCGAAGCUCACCGACGCGCUGUUGAACAAGCCACCCUUCCGUUUCUUGCAUGACAUCAUCUCUGAGGUGACCCGAACCACAGGCUUUGCUGAUGGUCUUUUCACAGAGGAGGAGCUAGUGUCCACAAACAUCAAGGACAAGGAUGGGAAGGUGGCAUAUCUGACCAAGAUCAUAAAUUGCGUUGGCCUUGCACUGGAUCAGAAUGUCCCGGCGAGACCACUUAAGAUUGUCGCUGGACUUGAACCUGAGAAUACAAACAGGUUCCUGCAGAUGCUGGCUGAGGCUGCCACGAGUGGCAGCCCAUCAUCGCAGCUGGCUGUGCAAAAAGUUUUGGCAGGGGAGCAGAUGACAGCAAAGGGUGGGGCAGACAGGUCCCAACGAACGUCAGAAUCCUUUCCCCCGGCUCCCCAACCAGAGGGAUCCCCAGCCCUAGCCCCUCCCCCUCCGGCAACCGAACCCGUUUCUCGAGGCCCCGCACGACCAGCGUCCAGCCAAAGCGAAGCUCGGCGAGCAAGCACGCCCGCGUUGGAUCCUUCACGGGGGCACCCGGCGCAGGAAAGUGGGGAGAGACCGGCAAGCGGAGUCGGUGAAAAAGCCGCGCCUAGUUCGGAACCGGCUGGGGCGGCAAGAGCGGAGCCUGUGAGGAGGACGUCAACUGCCGAGGCGCCAAAAGCGGAGGGGCGUGCAGCGGAAGGGCGGACCGGAAGUGCGGCGCAGCAGCAACGGCAGCAGCAGCCGCCUGCGGCCGUCACCACGUCCCAGCUGGCAGAUGACGACGACGGGCCGAGACAGAGGGAACCCGAGUCAGGUUCGAAGGUCGAGCCGUCUCCCCCGGUUGCCCCCCAACCGGCCACUCCUGCACCCGCCCAGCGGCCCGGGACGGCUUCCCGAGGACCGAUGAGGCCCCAGUCAGCGCGACGCGGCCCUCCGAAGCUGCCAACGAACGUGGUGACGCCGGAUAAGAAGCCGGAAACAAGGCCCGGGCCAGCGCCAGGGAGUGUGCCGCCGGGAAGCGGUCCCCUGGAGCGAACGGGCUCUGCCAGGAAGAGCGGACGUGAGGCGACUCCGCCGGCAGCGGUUCCGCCGGCCGCGAUCAUUCCGGCGGUACCUGAAGACGACGACGAUGACGAAGGCAUCACGAUCGUGGACAGCCACCCCGUGGCGGAUGACGUCAGCCUGCCUGAGGGCGCCGGCAAGCUGGUGCGUGACAUUCUGGAGACGCGGAAAGACCUGGAGAAAUCCGAGGACGGGGCGGCGCUGGGGCGGACGCUGUCGAUGAACGGCAAAACGGACAGCGUCAAAAAGGAGGAGUUGGCCCGGCUGCGCGGCGUGGUGCAGUCGCUGUGCCAGAGCGCGACGCCGCUGGGCAAGAGCAUGGAGUACCUGCAGGAGGACCUGGAGAACAUGGGCAAGGAGUUCCACCACUGGAACAAGGAGAAGAAACAGCACGCCGCCAAGCUCGAUGAGGAGCGCCGGCUGACGCAAGAGGCGCUGCAAGCCCCGCUCAGCCAGCUGGCUGACUUGGAGGACGAGAUCAAACAGAAGCGCGAGGCGUUGGAUACGCUCAAGGCUCAGGUUUGGCGGAACGACGAGACCAUUCAGGGCCUGCUGAAAUUGGUCAUGGCGGGCCCGAGCGGUGGCGCCCGGUAGCAGUUCCUGUUCGAAAAUUGAUGGGACUUUACGGUUAAAACCCUGGCUCAUGCAGACGUCGUCGCCAUGACCUGCUGCGACGCGCUCAUGGGUUGCCGGCAAUAUCAAGAAACCUGCAUAUCUUCUCAGUCAGUGGGCACCGUUACGAUGAGAUGUGGAUCGAUUGGCCGUUGAACGGAACUCGGCAGCUCGUGCAGCCGCGGCUCUUCACGUUGGGAGUGCCAACAGCCUGCUAGGCAGAAAACGAUAUUGCUGGCGUCCACCGUCUGUUGAUGCUUAAUAUAUAGCUGGCUAAGCCAAGAACAAUUGAAACGAAAUGUCGUGUUUACGCGUGACGCGCGGGCCAAGUGAGUACUUGCA